AUGGCAAGUGCUGAAGGCUUGCAUUUGACACUUGUUAUUAACUCCUUCUUCAACGCUUUCUUGUCUUUCACCGCCAUCGUAUUAAACAUCAUAACAAUGCAAGCCCUCAGAAAAACGUCGUCGUUACCUAAGACUUUAAAAACUUUGCUACUAAGUUUGGCUGUGUCUGAUCUGGGUGUAGGCUUCCUUGUCCAACCACUGUAUCUUGCAAUUCUUGUGAUGAUAAUAAAACAAAACACAAACAGUACUGCUUAUAAAGCGGUAAACGAAGCGUAUUUAAUCCAGAAAAAAACAUUGGUCUUUGCUUCGAAUUUUAGUGUUUUUGCAUUAGCUGUGGACAGAUUCUUGGCCAUUUAUCUUCAUCUCAGAUAUCAGGAGCUUGUGACUCACAAACGUGUUGUUGCUGUUGUGAUCUCAGUCUGGGUGUUUAGUGCAUCAAUUUCCAUCCUACGUAAAUUGUAUGAUUGUGAUAUUAUGCGAGCGGUCAUUUUAGUUGUUUGUGUCGUAACUACAGGAUUGCUUUAUUGCAAGAUAUACGCAGCCGUGAGACACCACACAAAGCAGAUUCACGCUCUGCAAGUACAACAGGCAACACAGAAUGAAGAUAUGGCAAACGCCACAAGACUGAAAAAAUCUUCACUGGCUACAUUCUACAUUUAUUUCGUGUACUUAGUUUGUUAUUUGCCAAUAUGUUGUGUUGUUUUUGCCAAGGCCAAUGGUGAAACUCCCUUGUUAUCUCAUUUAUGGUAUAUCACAUUGACCCUUGUGUUUCUCAAUUCAUCCCUCAAUCCCUUGAUCUACUGCUGGAAGAUGAGACACAUUCGACAAACUGUUUUGGAUAUACUUCGAAAUAUUUUUGCGAUUGGCCCACACUAAAGAAAGGAUCUAACUGAGAAUAACUUCUGCCUUUUUCUCUCUGAGCGGUGAAAAUAUUAGCUUUUCAGCAAUACAAUUGGAAAAAUGACACUAAAUAUAAAUGAGACCUGAAACCUUCUUGUACUCCCUGUUUGAAGGCAAAGGGAUAAAUAUAUGAUUGAGUUAGUAUAAGUUGAUGAGAUUUCAGUUUGCUUUGGAAUAAUUAACAAAUAACGGAAACUCGAUCUGAAAGCAUUAUUUAUCAAAGUCAGAAAGAGGGCAAAAAGAAAAAGCUACGAAGGUGGUUUAGGGCAAGUGACUUGAUAAAUAGGGGGCCGUCAGUUUCCAAAUUUUUAUGGGCAAAAAGUUCUGUGUACAGUAAAGUGUCUUAAAAAGUUUAUCAGAUUUUGUUAGCCAUAGAGCAUACAAGGAAGAAAACUAACUAAAGAGGAGAGAGAUCAAAACUAUAUCAAUAAAUCUUCCAUACUGAAUGUAACAAGAGUGGCAAAAAGAUUUACCGAUAUAACAACAACAACAACAACAACAACAACAACAACAACACAUAAUAAUAAUUAUUAUUAUUAUAAAAAUAAUAAUAAGAAGAAUACUAAUAAGAAUACUAAUGAUAAGGAGAACAACACAGCCUAUUUGUUGAGAAAGACGAAACCUCUACUGGUAGUUUAUACUGUUGAGAAUAUAUAUUACAAUAAAGUUCAAUAAAGUUCACGUGAAAAAGUUAAAAUGUUUUGAAGAAUGGUAAAAAUAUACCAUUUAAGAGGCAGUCCGUGUAAGAACAGACCACUCGAAUUUCCGCGGAAAACAGAAUUUCUUCAUUUUUUUUCUGCCACGUAAGUAUGAUUUUCAUUCAUGCUUCCUUUAUUCAAAAAAGGCAAAAUAUUUAAAUUCUGACUUAAAAAAAAAGGAAUUAUUUUUGUUGAAAAUACAACGUGAAGCGUCCUUGAAAAAAAUGCGCGGUUGUCCUAGUUUUGAAAUGAGCUUUUUUCAAAAGUCUGACGUUAUCUGGAGUCUUGGUCACUAUCCCUGUUUAGUACUAGCGGCUAGUGUAUCGAAAUCAAGAAAAACAUUUUUGGGCACUGGUGAUUCCGAAGCACAAGAGUUGGGUAAUAUUGGACUUUAAUUGUUCGUAUGACGUAAAUUACGUAAAAUUCCGAAAAUAAGCUCCUCCAUGUACAGGCCCCCUCCAAAUAUAAGCCCCCAAACUCGUAACGCAAAAACCCUCCGCUAAAUCGCCCCUCCAAAUAUAGGCCACUGGGGCUAAAUGUACCUGGAAAAUUGCCCUCAAAUACAAAGUAAAACAAAGCAAAAACGGUAAAUUUGCUUUCAACUAUAAGGCUAGCCCAAUCGGUUUUGAAACGCAAAUUUCCCUCCGUAGAUAAGCCCCUCCGAAUAUAAGCCCCUCAAAAAGGGCCUUUGAAAAAUAUAUAAGCUCGGGGCUUAAUUUUGGAAUUUUACGGUAUAUUAAAAAGUAGCUUUUAUUGUUCGAGAUAAACUGUAAAUAACUAACAACUUACCAAAAUGCUACACGAAAGCAGAAAUUGCGAAGUUUAAUACCCGAAAUUAUCGAUUCCGGCGUCAGUUGUCGUCUAAGUUUUCUUCUAAAAAGUUGUUAACAAAAUUUAUUUCAAUUAAAUUGGUCUUAGGUUUGCAUGAUCAACAAAGAAAGAAAAAAUCUUUUCAUUCAAGUUAAGCAUAUAAGUAUUUGACGAAAGUGAGUUCUGUUUAAAAGAAUUACACAUUUUAUUAAAAACACUCGGUAGAACGCAGCCGCAAUUCAAAUCAUCUGAAGAGUGUUAAUUUCCCGUCACGCUGGCUACACGUGAAUGUCAGUUUUUUUAGCUUGUCACGCGUAUUUACUUUUUUUUAUUACGGUUGACAAAAAACAUGUUCUUUUCUAAUUCGACUUUUUAAACAUUAUAAAAGUCAUAAAACGUCUUUUCAAGUUUUUGAAAAAUAACUGCCCUCACGAUUUUUUUUUCGUUGCCUUUCAUGAAUUCAAGGUUGAAACACCCUGUUGGUUACUUUAAUAGCAGUUUGUGCCUUAAUGCGGCUGGUUACAGUCACAGCCUUCAAGAAAUUCGGAUAGGUUUGCUACAAGAUUUUUUUUUCUAUCGCGAGAACUAAAAGGAAUUUCAAAGUAUUUCAACAUGUCCUUGAGCAUAGCAACGCUAAAUGUUUCAAGUUUCUUAUCGAGUGAAAGGUCACAUAAACAGUAUGAAUCAUAGCAGAUAGGAUGCUUAUGGCCAAGGUGGGUGGCCACCUCUUCCAGGACGGCUCGUCUCUCCUGCUCUUCCUGUUCUGCCUGUACGUCUUCAUUGAGCGCUUCCCGAUGUGCCUUUUUUCUUCUCGAGGCCGCUAGCCUGUACUUGACCUUUUGUGAGCCAGUGUUUCCUUUCAAACAUCAGAGAACUAUCUGGGUUUCUUGCAGUUCGCAUAUCUGCUGCCAUUUUUGCGGGAUCUGACUUGAUGCCAGUUCUUUCUCCAAGGUCAAAGUUCGCUGUUAGGUACUGUUUAACCUCGGUAGGAAAACGCACAGCUUCGUUUCGGGGCUUGUGUAAAGGCCAUCCAGUCUACAAGUCAUUGCAUUGGGGAGAGCGGCCAGUUUCAUUCUUUUCGUGACGCUCCUCUCCAACUGCUUCGGGCAUGCUUCUGAUUUAGUUUCUUCGUCCUUAUCAACAGUACGAAAUUUCUCCGCCCAGUCUCUUCUGAGCUUGUCAUACACCGUAUCAGAGUUUCGGCGAACUUGGCUGUGCUCACCAAGAUCAAGGUGAUUUUCGAGUUCACUGAAUUUCUUGAAAACCAUGUUGCACCCGGGCUCAGAACAAGAGAAAAGACCGUUGCAUUGUUCAUUUUCACUGUCUGUCUCUCUCUUAUAUACUCCAGCUUCUUUGAGAGUAAAGAAGUUUUCAUGCACAAUGAGAUCAGUAGGACCUUGAGGUUCAGUUAUGACCUCUCGCGCGGUAAGGAAUAAACCUGCCUAUUCCAACACCAUAAGCUCUCCAUGCUCUAAUUCCUUUCACUUCAAACUUGAAAUUGUGAUACUUGCUGAAACCUUCUAUCUUAUGUACUUCGAGUGUCUUUUGAGUCUCAUUCAUUGCACACACGGAGGCAGUUGUACCUUGAACAGGGCGUUCUGAAAGCGCUACACGCAUGUCUUUCGCAGAAACGACAUCGUGUCCCUCAUUGCAAUAUCGUCGGAUGGAUGCUUUCAUUGGGCAAAGGAUUCUAUCACAGAUAUCUUUUCCAUAUUGCGGCUCGGAAAAGUCAUACCGUGCUAGUUCAAUGCCUACUCGUCUUCCGGCAUCUCUAACGGCGUCUAAGAGAAAGUUAUUGUGGUAACAGCCUGCUUCGUCACUCCUUAGGUUCACUUGGGUAAUCUGGGGAUGUUCUUUCUUUACAACCUCAAGUGUGUCUUCGAUGAUCGAGCAUACUGCGUACCAGUCUUGCUGGCAAGAGUCGAAGAUAUGAGCAUACGAUUUCAGCUCAAUUUUUCCAGAGUCAGCAUUCUUAGUUAUAAAGGUGGAAAUAUGCCUGCUGAGCCCCCGUUUGCCGAACCAUUCAGACUGUUUCUCACGAAAUUUUAUUUGGAGGAACUUCAUGGCCCAGUCCAUGAUCAGAAUGGCUGCCUGUGGGUCUUCUGAUUUCAGUGCAUCUUGUUUCGCCUCCUCUUGAUUUAUUGGGCACACAAUGUGCGCUUUCCACAGCAUGAUGUCUGACUGUGCACGGUCAAAGUCGUAAAGGAAAUCUUCUCGUUUUUCGGAACUAUAAGGCUUCCAUGAUGACUCUUCAAUCGCUAGUCUCACUUCCUUUAGAACAUUCUUCAGCACUUGGCAUUGCCCGCAAGUCGAUUGAUGCUGAUGCGGACAAGGAUGCUGGAGGUUGAGAAUAACAGGAUCACUAAGCGCAAACUUUCUACAGUGGUCAGCGCAAGUAGAGUGAGACUGUUGACAGUGCACACGGUAGUCAGUUUUGAGAUAGCGUUUAGCAUCGCGUAGGUUUUGGCAAAUACGUAGACACCACAGUUUUUCCAUUCCUCCUUUCUCAAGAGUUUCAACCAGCGUCUCGAUAGUCUGAAAGCCCUCAGCACCAUUUGCAGCUGUAUUGUUUAAGCCCUAGAGCGAUUUACUCUGAGACGCUUCUCGAACUUCUAAUAUUUUGAACAGCGUAGACCUACUAAGUGGCUCGUGACAUUGCUCUUUGCAAUACUCCAAGUAUUGCUCAAUCAUUGUAGACCUGGUCAGGAUCCUUACAACGUUAGGCAUCUCAAGACCUUGUUACCAUAUGAAACAUCCUGAUAAAAAUAAGGUCCAUUAAUGAAUUCUACAUAGUGGUCGACCUUCCCCAUAUCAAGGCGUUCGCGAUGUUUCGUCUUGAUUUCAGGGAUGGUCCCAGGGCCGUGCAUUUUCGCAUGAGAACGUGCUUGCUUUAUUUCCCAUGUAGACGGAGACUUCCGUAAGGUUUGUGAAUUUUCUUCAGCUUUGUCAUAGGGUAUCUAUGAGCGUAAAGGCUCAGAAUCUGUUUCUUUAAAUUCCUGGUCUUCGCAUUCUUAUAAGUAGUCUUGAGUACCACAAGAUCAUCGGGGGCUGAGCCAUCAAAUAUUUCUCUUUGUACAGACAUCAUUGACUCGAAGAGCUCCUCCCCGUUACCUGGAGCAAUUACACUAGAUACGUGCAAGCAGUCCUCUUCAGCCUUUUUUACAACUUUCAACUGUUUCCCAUCGCUUAAGUUUUGGAAUGGAGUUUUAAGCUGAUACUUAAGUACCCUGCAAACAGUCUGCUUCGAUCUUCCUAGAUAAGUCGGGAACAGGAAGGAACCUCUGCCGACAUCCUCGACAAUUCAUAUUGAGCAUGCCAAAUUCAAAUUUUUCUGCGACGUCAAUCAAACCGUUACCGUAGCAUCCACUGUGUUUGUCAGCAAAUGUGAAUGUUAGCGGGAACGUACCGGUUCGUUUUCACCCUUCCUUAGCUGUGUUUCCUCUGGAUUUGGAAGCUCUAUAGGAACAAUUUCACCUUUGGCAUCUAAACUUGCCAUGUUUCAGUGUAAAGAAGUUAAAAAAAUCUUAGAGCUAAGGUAAAACCUACGGUGCUUUUCAAAAACAAAGCAUCUAACCUUGAACCCCUGGGUCUCCGAGGAUGGGGAUUCCAAGACGGUGGCGUUGAUUGGUCUUCAAGAAAUGGAGUCGAAGUGACCAUGCGACCGAUGGCUCCCAAAGCAGCCUCUUUAGCAGGUCUGCGGAGAAUAGAAAUGGAAAGGCUGCUACUUAGUUGCCUUGCGAUGGGAUAACCUGACAGGACAACCGUGUACGUAUUUUUUUAUGAAACAACAACCAAACGACUAUCCUCCCGACAGUACCUUUGAAGCAGCACAUCUCCCUCAGUUUCCUCAGGGUAUAGCCAGUCUGAUUUCCGAUCUAAUUCUUCACUGUGUUUCUUUCUGCACGUUGUACAAAUAGUUAGUAACAAAAAGAAACAAAAAAUAGUUUUGCAACCUGGAAAGACUUGUUAAAAAAUACUAAAGGAUAAAAGAAGCUACCGUAUAUCUUUUUAGUAAAAUCCAACUAGUUGUCUGUUAUCACUGUUGCGUUCUGAUUGGUUGAGCUACUACUAGGCAAUGUGUUAUAGCCCACUAGUAGCGAAAAGAGCCGGCUUUGAAAACCCAAACAAUGGCGGCUGAGUCGCGUUUUGCUAGCUAAACUUUUUUUUUUUUUCCGAUAUUUUUGAGCAACUAGUUGGAUUUUACUAAUUCCUCUCGCCCUCAUGGCCUCUGAGUUAAUAGCCCAUUCGGGCUCGAGCAAUAAUUGUUAAGUAUCCCAUUUUGGAAAUUAUAUUAUAUGGUCUAUAAAUUAGCGACCAGAUUUAUGGAUGACGCACAGCAAAGAACUAUUGCUAAUGAACUACAAAAACCAAAUUAUGAUCAUUUGAUGUGUCAUUUGUUUGGAAAUGAUUUUCUGCCCGCAAAAUACUUUCAAAUACGAGAUCGAUCGUUUAACGUUCAGGAAAUGUAUAGAGUGGGACUUCCCCUCAGUAUAUAGCUCGCUUUUAGGUAAUUAGAUUACGAACGAAAGUUUCCAGUUGAAAUGUUUAGGAAGACAAAACAUUUUAAUGCUGUAUGAUAUGCUAAAAUGAAAGGAUAAAACAGUUAUAGUUGCUAGUCUGAUAGUACUUACGCGAGUCAACGGGAACGGCUUCUCCGAAGAUAUUGUUUAUUCCCUUGCAGUCUUGAAAUUAACAACAUGUGUUCCGGCUAUUGUCAUUUUCUUCCCGUGAUGUUUUGGGCACUGGCAGGUCUUUGGAGCUUUCCAGUAUUUUCCCAAAGUGUAGCGAUGGACUGGAAAAACCGUCAUAUUCUUGAUCUGAUCGUCAGUGAGUUCUACCAGACCUGCCCUUGCCAGUAUCAGAUCCAUUUCACAAACAUUUUCCCUUGAUAGGUGGUGAUUCAUUAGAUGUGAACUGAUGUCAGCGUUGCAACUAUUCAAGCACACAAAAUCUGCACAUCCUCGAUUACUUCCGCAUUUUCCGCCUGUUAUUGCGGAAAAAGAACAAAAUGCAGUCAUUCUCAUUCUCAUUCUCCCGGCACAAUAUAAAUAUGCUCUACGUUUUGUGUUGCAAAUUUGCAUACGAAAUUAAAUUAAGUGAACGACGCCAGAAAAAUUAACUAAAAAAAUAGUAAAUAGUAAACCAGCAGAACGUUUUUAUUGUUAAUAGUAGCCAGUUUUUUUGUACUUUGUUUAUUUUAAUUCGUUAAGCCUGAUAAGUAGUUUCAGCUUCGAUAAAAUAACAUCCAACAUGUUUUGCACUGCGAACUGAAAUCUGAAAUUGACAUCGUCAGACACAACAUAAAUUAUGUCGCCUGCACACAAAAACUUGUGGCUAGAAAAUUCGGUACAUUUUGGUAAACUAUUUCUUUGCUGAAUCGUGUUAUAACUUUUGAGGUGGUAAUUACACGGUAAAUCAAUUGAUAAUGUAUUUUGAUUUUUUAACCGUUCGUAGCCCCUUUAUUUCAGGGAAAUUUCUAAACUGUUUAGCCACAACUUGACAUAGCAACAUUCACCGGAGUUUGAAAAUAGCUGCUCCCUGACAGUAAUGAUUUUCAGUUUUUUAGUAGGAAAGUUCGGAAUCAAGAAAUGUGUAAAUUACGUCAUACGCACAAUUACAGUAGAAUAUUACCCAACUUUAUCGAACUCUUGUGCUUCGGAAUCAACAGUGCCCAAAAAUGUUUUCCUUGACUUCAAUACACUAGCCCUAGUACUGAACAGGCAUAGUGACCAAAACUCCAGAUAACGUCAGACGUUUGAAAAAAGCUCAUUUCAAAACUAGGACAACCGCGCAUUUUUUUCAAGGACGCUUUACGUUGUAUUUUCAAAACAUCAUAAUUCCUUUUUUUUUUAAGUCAGAAUUAAAAUAUUUUGCCUUUUUUGAAUAAAGGAAGCAUGAAUUAAAAUCAUACUUUUGUCUUAUGCUACUUGGGUAAAUGUUAGAUUUUUGCGAGCCUUGAACAAAACGCUUAAAUUUGACCUUAAAAAAGACGAUCAUGACAGCUUUGGACCGUCCAGGCAAAUCGCCGCCCAAAUUUUUUUUAGGGCCUGUUUACAUGGAGGUGAGGGACCCCAGGUUGGUGAGGUAACCCGUUUAAGUGGGUUAACCCGCCUGUCCAUAUAAUCUCUCAGUUUAAGUUGAUCACGUUUACGUGAUAGUGGGGUGACCCGCCGAGGCGGGAGACCGGGUAACCCUCCCUGCCGUGGUGAAAUUUUACCAUAAACGUUUCAAGGUGGGGUAACCCGCCUAGCCAGGGUCGGUUUCGUGAUACAUCGAAUUCGAGCAAAAAUCACUUUGGCGUUGGCUUUGCAUCAUUAUUAAAGGUAACAAUAGAAAGCCAUAGGACUGAAGGUUGCAGCAAGAGCAGCAAGUGAGUAUUGAAGAGCAUUAAUCCCCAAAACACGUGGUUUGCCAGUAUUCUUCUUGUGUACGUGCUCAACGACCAUUGAAUAAUCUUGAGAAAGUGUGCCCCGGGAUGGCGGGGUUGUAAGAUUGCAUGUAAAGGAGGGUUAUUUUUUUACCCCACCUAAGCGGGUUACCUCACCCACCUUGGGUCCCCCACCUUCAUCUAAACAGAAAAAACACUAUCAGCCAAACAAACUCGAUUUUUGUUAAUGGAAUGGGCUAAUUGUGUCGCAGAAAAAAAAUGAAGGAAUUCUGUUUUCCGCCGAAAUUCGAGUGGUCGGUUCUUACACGGACCGCCUCAUAAAAAGCUUUGUUUAUGCACAGCUAGCCUCGUAGAGAGAACGAGGCUAGCCGUGCAUAAACAAAGCUUUUUAAAUCUCCUAAAACAAAAUGGCGGCCGCGUGACAAAGGUCUAUUGCCUAAUUCCUUUGUAUCGCGUAUCGUAUGUCUGGCCUGGGGGUUAGUCCCUGUAAUCCCCGGUUCCAUGUCUCAGGUACAUGAAAGGAUAAGGAUUUCACUAGUUGAAAUAAAUAAAACGGUGGGGAAAUUUGUCAUUUCGGUCCGUAAAAAGACCCAAAACAACUGAAAGAUGCAUUAUGUCUGUGAGAGAGUCGGCGCAAGAAAGCUCUCUGGCUUUCUGAUUUGUUCACAUUUAAAAGACAGUGCAUUUACAGCAGUUCGAAGGGAUACAAAGUUCUAAACUAGGUAUGUGAAAGGGGUACCAUUUAUCAAUAGAAAGCAGACGAAAGGGGUACUGUUGAAGUGACAAAUGCAAUAAUUGACCACAAAUAUAGUAAAAAUCGGCCGCAAGUGUAAUAGAAACCUAAAAUGCCUAAAAUGCGUUGCAGGCGCUAGGAAAUAAAUGGGCGCAAGAAAAAACGCGCGCGCGAUAAGGAGACACGCGAGGGGAGAGGGCGCACGCACUCGCACGCGCCCGUUCUUUCUUGCGCUCAUUUACUUCCCAGCGCCUUCCAAGCAGGCUAGCGGCACCCUUUCGAACAACACAAUUCUAUUGCAUUUAAUCCAAAGAGCGCAGCCCUCAAAUAUCUUUUGCAACUUAAAGUCGAAAACCAGUAAGCGCCGUGGCGCUCUUUCAAGUAAACAGAAUUUACUACACUCUUCUUGCGCCCGCUCGCUCGCUCUCCGGACAAGAAACAUUUUUUUUACUUGGCCUGACCGUAUCCGCAAAACGGGACUAGUGUGCGAGAAUUUGCAUCAUAUAUUGGGAGUGUCACGUGGACAAACUAAAAGCAAGGGGUAACCCCUGAUCUGCCUUCCCCGCGCAUGCGCGGGAGAACUGCCUUGCGGUUCUCAGCCAGCAGCUCCCAAAAUUGGCUCAAUGACCAAAAUUGUGUCUCCCCAAGUUCAACACGGAUACAAACUGGAAAAUAUGAAAUCUGCGGGGUUCCCAUAACUGUGGAAGACAGAACGUGCUUGGUUUGCAAACAAGACCAAGUCGAAGGUGAACAACACUUCUUGCUGUUUUGCAGUGGGUACAAUGUAUUGCGACAGGAGUUAAUUAAUUUUAAUUCAAGUAAGGAUGUUGCUUUUGUGAAUCUUACUGCCCAUGACAGAAUAAAAUAUUAAUAAACAGCAGACAAUAAUACUUGUAAAAUAAUAGUCAAAUAUAUUAAUCUUACGUUCAAAAAGAGGAAAGAAUUAUUGAAAAUGUAACUUGAUAGAAAAUCUUUGAUGAUUUUAUGGUGCGUACAUUAUUAGUUAAACCGCGGUUAUUGUUACUUAAAUGUAAAAGACCUUUAUUGUGAACAGCCCGAUGAGUAAGACACAAAAAAGAUACUGUUAAUUUUACUGUUACUCCAGCGAGUCUCACAUAAAGUAAAUACCAUCAUCAGUAGACAAAAGGACUUCUUCCAGAUCAAUGUCUGUUAAAUAGUACAUGAAAGUCGUAUUUUUCUAGUUACCAGAAAGUAGAGUAAUCUGACUUGAUGAGAGCGUGCUGAUAGGCCACUAGCUCCCGCUGUAGAUUUAUCUGCAAGACGCUGUUGAGAGUGAAAGAGUUUAUAAAAGACUAUAAAAGGCCGUAAUUAUAUUUGUUUUCAUGAUAAGUUUCGUGCCAGAUGAAUAUUGUUGAAUGUAUAGCAAAUGUGGGAGCCAUGAUGUAAAGGAGGAAAGCUAUUUAACCAAUGGAGGACUGUUUUUGCAUGCAGUUCUAAUGUUAAAUUUAAUAUCAAUUCGUCUUCGAAAAUGAGAGGGUAAUUUGGAACUUCUGAAUCCUUCUUAAUUAAAGCCACUGAUGACCUCGCUGAUUUCAUAGCUUAACAUGUAACACAACUAGCAAUGACCUUAACCUUCUAAUGCAUGAAGAUUUUCAGAGGUUGUAAAGGAAAUGUUUUGCCUGAUCUGAAUUUGUCUGCAAGAAAAAAUGGUCGAGGGUACACGGUCCUACCGAGACAGAUUACAUACAACAAAAGAAACAAUACACCCAAAAAAUAAAGCUUCCAUGAGAACCCUAUAAUAACAGAUGUAUGCAGGCUGGACACAUGUCUUCAGUUCGCUUGUUAACACCUAUAGCCCUACUACUAAAAUAUAUAACAAUUAUUCACCGAAGUGGAGGUGGCUAGUCGUGGAUAUUUUACCGAACUGCGAAGCAGUGAGGUAAAUAUCCACGACUAGCCACCGACACUGAGGUGAAUAAUUGUUUUAGUAUAUACUAAAACAGUGAGAUAAUUGAGCACAAAAAUGAUGAUUUUUAACUCAAAUACUGUUGCCAACGAUUACAAUUUUGGCGCGUAAUGACCGGGCGGCGGGUGCCGUCGCUUUUUCUUGCCGACAAUUAAAACUUUUGCAGACAUUUGUUUAGCUCUUGCGGGGAAAUUUCUUCAAAAAGAGGUGUGCAUUCUUUUUGUAUUUAAAAUCAUUCUAUAACAAAAGAUUAUUAAAUUUAGUUUUAAGCUUAUUUAUGAACAACUCAACUAAAUAAAGUAACGCAAGACUUAAACUUAAUUUGCAUUUGUAAACAAAAAUUUUUUCACCGGUUUUAUCGAUAAAUUCGUGUCAAAAAGACAAAGCUUUACCUGUUAAAACUUCCAAUCCGAACUUCGUCACCAUCUUCGUGUAUUUUGGAAACAGCUUGCUUGAUUAGUUGUGAAAUUUCUUUGUUUGUUUACGGCAGCAAACCGGGAAGGCAUUUUGCUCGCAACUUACGCGAGUUUGGCGUCGCUCGCUCGGAGGAACUGGAGGUGAAUCAGUGAAUAGUGCAGGAUAUUCACUGAUUGAGUAGCCAAUCAGAGCGCGUGAAAAACACUAUCCACUGUUUUAGUAUAUACUAAAUAGAUUUAGCCAGCAGUGCUAAAAGUGACGCUAGGCUCUCGUUAAUAUACUUGUAAAUAAUUUACUCAAACAAGAAAAUAUAUUUUUUAUUUUAUUUAAUAGUCAUUUAUUUACACAACACAUGUUACAGUUACAAAUUUUAAAACUAGAAGAAAGUAUAUAACGAUAUUACAGAUCGGACCAUAAUGAUUGCAUAAAAACGGAAAAGAAUAACACAUCAGUUCACACAAUAGCAUUAGACCUGUUAAUUAACAGGUUCUGAUUCUGGUAAAGUUGAAUUCUUUCUAACUAAUUGAAGGAAGAGGUUUUUCGAAAUCAUACCUCCAACUGAUUCUAGCCUUAAAUUCAUCCAAAGAUAAAUCUUUAGGGGCUAACAUAUUUAUGUACAAGUAAUAUUUAGAAAGCAGAAGAGUGAAAUCGAGCUUUUUGACAAUUUCCAAUCAUUUCUAUCAUUUAAAAAGCUAAAAGUACUAGUUUCUUUUGACAAGAUUUCUGAAACCCCGAACUUUGAGUGACAAGAUGAAGUGUUUACCUUGCACGGUUACUUUCAGAUCAGGGCAUGGGGAAAAAAACACUAAAAGAGAAUCUGUUAAUUAACUGGCCGAUAAUCAGGAGAAUAGCUACCAUCAAGAGGAUAUAAGUACAACUCAGUGCCUGAUACAGACCUGGGGGACCUGGUCAUCCAGAGGGGGGGGCAGUCUCCAAAAAAAAUUUGUUUGGCCCUUCGGGCCUCAGUUUGGUCUAAAAAUAAGAGGGGAUGAGAGGCAGGUCCCCCUGGGCCCCUCCCCUGGAUCCGCCACUGCAACGUCAGACAACCAAAUUUCAAUGAUUUUUCAAGGACAAAUUACAGUUUUUGAAGACUAAGAUUUUUUAAUAAAUCGGCAUUCUGUAACCCCCUUUGAUCACUCUAUUGGCUAAAACCCUAGCCUUUACAAUUAAUUUUUACCUCCAUACUUUUGUCCGCAACAAGACUGACUGGGUAUGACUUGCCAUUGCUUCUGAGGUGCAGAAAUCGUUCAUGCGCAAAAAUGUUUUUACGUUACCAGUGAGUGUUACAGGUUCUUAUACACCGAGGAUGAGCGAAAUUCUCCUCGGCAAAAUAAUCUGAGUAAUUUUACAGAAAAUUGAAGGUGUCUACAACGUUGUGAAUUUCGAGGACUUUUCAAGACCUAAUAGAGACAUCAAGUAUUUUUUAGGGAUCUAAACCGAAUUCAAGGACUCAGACUUUUCAAGACGACUAGUAAAAUUCAAGGCCUUUUCAAGAUUGAACGGACCAAGUAUAACAGAAACAGAAAGCAACGCUAAACGGCGACGGCAACGAAAACGACAAAAAAAUAGUAAAUAGGUCUAAUAGAGAGAAGAAAAGUGACGUCACGUUGCCAUGGUAGCAAAAAUUCUGGGUGAAAACAAUGAAGAGCUUAACCAAGGACGACGGCGAAAACAACGAGAACGGCAAAAAAGCGAUAGGUUUAGCAAAAGAAAAACUUUGCACGUGCAUCACUCUUUUUUCUAGCCAGUUUUCUUAGCCGUCGUUACGCGACUGCGACAUGGAACUUCCUAAUUUCACGCGCCCCCGCUAUGGAGUUGGUCAACACAGCACAAAAAUUUUCUUUUUCUUUUUCUAAACACAGAUACGGUCCUUUGGGAUUCAACCCCAGAGAAUUUUGUCAACAUUUAACAUACUAAAUGAAACUGAAUAAGUUCGAUGAAAUUUGAAACAGCGCGAAUUUACUUAGUUAAGUGACGUCGGGUUUGUUGUCUGAUCCAAAAAUUUUGCUACUAUGGCAACGUGACGUAAGACUUCUGCUCUCUAUUAGCAAAAAAACCAACAACCUUGCAAGUGCGCAGCACCCUUUUUGUACAUUUCUUUGACGUUGUUUUGCACGACUACAAUGUGAAACUUCCUAGCUCAUUUUAUGUUGGAAAAUGUGGUAUAUGCUCACCGAUGUUUCGUCGUGUUCCUGUUCAUUUUUUUUUCUACAGUGCCGCUCAUUUUCACCUUGUUGGCCGCCUUUUCUCAUUUUCUCACCGCCAUUUCCAUGUUUUUCCUCCAACGAAAUUUGUCUCUUGCUUCGCUUUAGCUCUGUUGUCGAUGUCAUUAAAGACCUUAAAAUUUAGUUGGACUUGACUUUGUUGUUGGUUUUUCUCUCUUCUAAGUCCGGAUGGACUUUCUCUCUCUAAAAAGUCGCGGUGGACUUUAGGUUUCCCGCCGAAAAACCCCGUGUUGCAUUUGCCAUACCUGUUGAUUGAGUUAUUCUACAUUGGUAUGCCUGUGGUGCGGAAGGGCGUGCGUACGCCCACGUGAUUAUUUAUGCACAGUGAACCAAAAUUCUUACCCAUGGUGCACCGCUGCGCGCGCGUGAGCUUCGCCAAAAAUGUUUAUGGUGAACCAAGACGUCAAAAACGCCAAAAUAGACCUUUGUCACGCGGCAGCCAUUUUGUCUCAAGAGAGUAGCUUUUUUUAUGCACAGCUAGCCUUGUAGAACCUUAACCUUCUAUUGGGGCAUGAAGAUUUUCGGAGGUUUCAAGCUAGAAAUUUUUUUGCCUGAUCUGAAUUUUUCUGCAAGAAAAAUACUAAAACGUUAUAGCGACUAUCCGCUGAGCGAAAGUUACAGAAUCACAGCUUUCAACCUUAAACAUUGGUUCAAUGAACAUAAUUUAAUAUCUAUUGCGAGCGUAAAGUCACGGCAUUGCUCAAGCAUUUUGCAACGGCAAAAGGUAUUUAAGUCUUCAGCCUCGCCGAAGCCUAUUUCCUUUUCGUAAACGAUCGUUUCCAUUUAUAACACGCGAUACCACCAUGUUGGUAACCAAGCCUUUACUCAUGAUGUAAUAUGCUCCCUGGAUUAACUUACAACAAGAACCCUCUUAAUAGCACAAGUCUCGCUUGCUUGGAGAUUAGAUAAGAGAUAAGGAGGCGAUUAAUUCCACACGAAGCAGGAUUUCUUCGCCAAAAGGUUUCUCUUCCCACUUUAUCGACGGUCGAGUGUUCUUCAGAAAAUUUAAUAAAUUCAGAAUAUUUAAUGAAUAUUUUCUUCAGAAUAUACGCUUGUACAAAUACAAAUCAUUGCUAGAAAGUAAAAACGUAAUGAACAUGGCGCGUCAUUUCAAUCAUCGCCAAAAAUAAACCGCAUGCUCAUCGCAAGACUCAUUUUCAUACAAUGAAAGUUUACAACGCCCGACCAGUUUAUAGUUUCUCCAUCGAAGUUUUCCGUGAAGCAUUCACUUGUUCCAAAGUAAUCAACGCUUUCAAGCAAUAGAAUUCGUGGAUCGAUCCGUUCCCGGAAAGUUCGACAUCCGUGCAUCAAUUUUUCCUAAACUUUCUUCACAAAAUAGAGCAUGGCGUUGUGACAGCUGGUAACAAUUUCCAUCCCUAGUUUCCACGAUCUCCACUAGUAACGCCUGGGACCAUGAUUCCCCUUUUGGCGCGCACACAAGCGAGACUAACUACCUACUUUUCUGAUCUCUGUUUUAAAAGCUUAGCUAGUAUUUUUUUUUUUCCGGGGAACAAGUUCCUUAUCUCAACUCAAAAGACUCCUCGUUUGUCACAGUUACUAAAACAAAAGGGCAUUAUCAAUCAUUUGCCCCAGUCCGUCUUAUGACGAGGCACUUAAUGAAACUGGUAUUCCAACCAUUAUUUCAUAUUGCGAGGACAUAUGUGACAAGGUUUUUAACGCUGCCCUCUGCAACAAGGACAACAAACUUAACAAGUUAUUAACUGAUGCCAAUAAGGCUCCAUAUUUACUAAGAAAUCAGCAAUACUUUGCACUUCCAAAGUGGAAAACGGACCGUUUUAAGAACACUUUUAUUUUGUCAUCGUGCCUAAUUAAAGUACAAUUAAACUGUGUCACGAUUGUGCGCAUGUGUGAGCUGUGACAGCAGCUGAUUGUCUUUGAACCAAUCGGAAGCGAGUAAGCUGCACGCGAGGAAAUUUACAUAAUUUAAGAUUCAUUGUUUGCGAAGUGGGAGUCUUUCGGACGUUUAUGUUCGAUUUUAUAUAUAUCCCCAUAAUUCAUAUUUAUUCUCCGGUAUUCCUCAGAUAAAUGUUGCAGAUGAUAAGAAUAAGAUUAACAACCCUGUCCUGCUUUGAAACAGACACUUACCUACGUGCAUUUUUACGUACCCACGAUAGAAAACCAGUCUCUGAUCCGCAAACAAAAAUAAGUUGUAAACAAACCCAUUAGUAGUCCACGGCUGUAUCGAGGAAACCCUUUUUAACUCCUCUUUACAUAUUUAUAGUUUGAAAAAUAUCCGUCAAAGGUAGAUAGUUGACUGGAGAACCUUGAUAGACAGAAAUGAAAGCCAGAUGACUACAUUAAAGGCCACAUUUGAUCCGUUUGUACGAACACUGACAACAACGAACUUGGCUUCGUACGGUUCUCCUGAAUGACUUCGAAUUUUCUCGACAAUACUUGCACAAAAGUACAAAAUAUGGCGUUCAAAACUUCCCAAAUGGACCAAAUAGCUCUUGAAUACUGAUAUUAUGGCUCUCUCGGGCGUCUCAGGGUCGAUGGAAGAGGAUUUCUUCACCAAACGCCAAUCUUGAAAAACUGUCCGCCGGAGACAAAUCAAGUUGCCGCACAUGCGCAGAAGCGUGUCACAGUCCCUUUGAAUGUUUCGGUUUGAAUGCUUUUAUAUAUUAUAUGCAUGAAUUUUUAAUAUUUUUAAUAUUGAUGUAUGGUAAAUUAUUUUAUUUUUAGCUUAGUUUUAUUUGUAAAUACGCAAUUUAGCCUCUGGUUGCCCAUGUAUUUAUUUUUGAAUAAUCUAUCUAUCUAUCCAUUUAUCUAUCUAUCUAUCUAAAAAAAUGGGCGUUUGUUUCGCUUGAGUCCAGCAAACAUGUAGGAUUGGUCUCAGACCUAAUAGUCCGCAUUUCCUCUAAACGAUCGUUUAACUCUUUUCUGUUUGACUUUGUGUUUACGAUUCACCACAAACAAGCUGCCAUUUCUACUUUGAUAUCGCGCCAAUAGUUUCGAAUAACUUACUUCCAUUUGACUGACGAACUUUAUCCUGAUACAAUUAAAGAAUAAUACAAGAAUAUUUUCAGCCUAAAAUCGGCAGAAAAAAAAUAAGGAUAUUCAGGCUAUGUCUUUUAAACUGAACAAACUGAAGCUAUAUAAUUCGACUUACAUCUUAUUAGCUGCUUUAAUUAUUAAGGAACAGAUCAUUUAUUAUAAGUAACUAGGGUGCUGUAUCUUUAGGCCGCCUCACACUCUUUAAGUCACCCGUGAACAUGCAAUUUAUCAAAAAACGUGUUUAUGGGUCCAGCAAAUACUGUUGGAUUGGUUUGCGACGUAAAAAUUCCGUUUUCCUCUCAAGUCACCUCUCAGCUCGUUCUGUCUGACUGUAUGUUUGCGAUUCAUGAUUGAAAACCAACUGCCUUUUGCUUAUUUAAUAUUGCAUCAGUAGUUUCAUAUAACUUCCUUCCUUUUUAACUGACGAACUUCAACAUUUAUACGACAUAUUGCGUUUCGCUUGAAAGAAAAUUAAUACUAAUUACUGUGCGAUGAUGACGUAACAUUUAAAGUUUUAAUUCCGGGUUCAGACAUGCAAAGUUUCAAUUUCAAGCAAGGUGAGAGUUUGGAUAUUCUGAGCACGACUCAGGGCCUUUUUUUACUUCUGUCGCGGAAGACUCCACAGACUCAGUUAAAAACCAAUUGCCAUCGUAAGAGGAAGUCUGGAGAAUAUUCAGCAAGUCUCGCAAAGAGUAAUUUCCAGCGUCAGUCUAGUGCAAAAAAGAAAAAAAAUGCAGAGUUCCUCAAAAGUACAGCUGCUGAAACUUAAGACUGUAUAUAACGCUCCAUUCAAUGGUGGAAGCAGAAGGUCAGUCUCAUUCGAAAACGGAUGAAACGCAGAAAACAACGAAAUUAAGAGCGACUUUCUGUAAAUACCACGGAUAGGUGUGCAAGAUGGAAAAAUCGAAAUCCCCCAAACUUUAUCACAGCAAAGCCCUUUGGAAACUAUUUUAGAAAAUACAAGAGUCAGUUCGUUUGACUUAAUAUUUUCCAAAAUAAUAAUUUUUUUUAAUUUUCACCUUCGAGAGGCCUUGAAACCACCGAAAAAUGUGCUUGAUACCCUCGCUUCGUGAAUGGAAACGGACACUAAUACCAUAACUUUUCUUAUAUUUAACAAUUUUAUGAUCCUUCCUUUCUACCUAAACGUUGUUACAAUUUCAAAAGAUUUCAAUCUGAUUUUUUAAUAUUUUUUCAAAAUUACCCUCUAAAUCAGCAUUAUCGCCACCAUCAAUUUUGCCAUUUUUCAACAGCGAAAAUCCCUUCUUGGUACAUGGCUUUCAUUCGAAAAAUGGUAUUCCAGAGAAAGAGCAAUAUUUCCCCUAUCAAUCUGUGAAAUAAAAUUCUGGGGCAAUUGAAACUGCGAGUUUUUACAACUGAAAACAUUUACGGUACUCGCGUGAUUUACGACCUCUGAACUUGCAGUUGUGUUGAUGAAUACAAGCGAGAACUUAGACAGCACUUGAAACUCUGGCGCAAAUUCGACCCUUUUCCGCCAGUUUAAACACCAAAAACGAUUUUCGAUUUCACAGUGGUAAAUUUUCAGAAGGAAAAGCAAUUUUAUUCUGCGAAAGUGUGCUAUGAACUUCUUGACUACAACAUUUCCCUUACGUGCGUAUUUGUUUACUUUUGCCGUUCGGUACAUAUAUGUACAAAACGGCUAAUAGUGUCGGUAGCUAUUCUUUCAAAUGCUCUCAUUUCUCAUGAACCAAAUCGUUAUAGCUAUAAAAAAGGAAAACAUUUUAACCUACCUCACAUUAUUUGACAACAGACCCGAAUCCUUCCUUUACUGCCUUUAGCGAGACGAGAUUGCGUGACAAACAACUUUGAGACCCAGGUUAUACCGCGGGGACAGAUGCCAUUCCGAAAAAGAACCUCACGCGGCACCUUCUGUAGCUAUAAAAGCGAAACAUGUAAAUAAUCAAAGUCCUUAGUUUCGUUGACUUAACAUUAAAAACGUAACAUUAAAAAAAUAUUUUUUCGUCAAGAGACUAUAUAGGGGUAGGCCCUUAUACAGUGGAACCGCGACAAAAGAACUUACGAAUGAUUUUCUUUACCUCAGCAAUAAUAGUAAAAUAUACCGUAAACCUAUAUCAAAGGCCCUUGUCAAAUAAGCCCCCUCCCUCUAAUAAGCCCCCCCUUUUCAGGGGAAGAAAGUUAACAAGCCCCCUCCCCCACUCCCCCUCUAUCAAGCACCCGCUUCCCACCCCUAAUUAUUCUUCACUAAUAAAUGAAAGACUGGAUCAAUCAAUCACGACCGUAAAACUUCGUGUGGACAGAUCCGGUAUGGUUAAUUAUUUACCGACUGGAAGUUCGGAUUUGAUUAUGAUCCUCGGCUGCAUGACCUAAGAUUUCCUGUACGUGAGCUUUUCCACUUUGUAUUCUAGUUCUUUAUGGAGAACCGAUACCAUCGUGGUUUCUAAAUUAAAUAUAUUAAGCGCCCCGUCUCUACUAAGCUCCUCCCCCUCAAAUGGCUUUGAAAUAAAUAAGCCCCCCCGGGGGGGGGGGGGGCUUAAUAGAGGAUUUACGGUAUGAAAAAAAACCUCGACAUAACGAAACCUCGUUAUAGCGGGCAAAUUUCAGGGGCACUCAACGACUGUUUUCUGUAAAAUAUAUGUUCGGAGAAGUAGAUUUGCCUAGAAUUUUCUAUAGCUUGAGGACGUCUAAAAAUUUCUAGAUGACCAUUCCGUUCCUGUUCAAUUUUCGAGGGUUAUCUUAUAAAUUCCCUACGAUUUUCUGAAGUUUAAUUUUUCCCAUUUUACAUCCCAGGUUAGGCUAAUUUUUCGUAGAAAAGAGGAAACCUAAAAUGUUCGGAUUCAAACAUGUGAUUGAGAGAGGAAUCAGAAAAAUUCUCACUUUCGUGAUACGUUAAAUUUCAUCUAAAAUGUUUGGGAAAAUAAUACUGAAGCCCUUGUAAUUUCGAAAAUACUCAAUGCAAGUUCCCCUAGGAUGACCGAACGGGAACAAAUUUUACAAGCCGCUUAGAAUGCAUUUCUAGAGAUCUAAAAGUGCUCUUGGUACGCCACUGAAAAGUGUUUUCAAUGAAUUUAGAAGGAAACCGUCGUUGGGUGGCUCAGAAAUUUUGUUAGUCCCUUGGCCCUUCGUUAAAUCGAAGUUCCACUGUAGUCUCUUGUUUUCAUCACGCUUGUUUUGAAAUAUGAUUAUGAAUUCGCUACUUGUAUUCUUAGAAAAAUGACAUUGAGGGGGAAAAGCUAAGUCGUAGUCUGAAAUGUCAUCCGUCCCUUCCCUCCACCCCCCUAAGGGGCCGCAGCAGGUUUCGGGGUGGAGCGAAGACACGCAUAACAUUUCAGACUAGACAUGGCGGGUCUAGAAAACCUGUAUAACUUUAGAGCACCUCUUGUGUUUAAAUUUUCUGUAGUUCUGGCAAACUCGAACAAGUUUUGCAUUUCUGAGCAACCUUUUGCCAAAAUGUAGGUUAUGGCACAUGUAAAGCCAGAAAAAGUGACCAGUUUGAUAGAAAAUGUCAAGUACGACUGAACCGCGCCCGUAUAAGCGCCCCUGAUGACUCCGGCGGGAGGGGGAGGCUGGGUGGGGAGGGGAAACUCUGAAAUUGAGUAAAGGGGGCCUAGCUCUAAGCAUAUCGCCUGCUUUUCAGUUGUACGUUUCCCUUGGCAAUAAAUUUGGCCCACAGUUUCGAGCAACUCUUUAAAGGAGAUUGCAAGCCCUUAUAUUUGGGUCCGUCAGGAACGCUCAGCGAUGAAACCAAAGAUCGCGCCUUCAAAAAACUUAUUUUAACUUACUGAAAGCUGUUUUUUCUUGACCGAUUUAACUUAUCGUUAGGAAAAAAGAAAAGGAAUCUCAUAAUUAGCGUAUGUAUAAAACCAUCAAGAAAUCUCGAAAUUCUGGAUUUUUUAAGAGAACAAAUACUUUCGAAAAAUUUAGGAGAGAGUCCGUGGACUGGAAAUAACUCGCUAUCAAUUAUCCGAAGAUAUCCGAAUAUCUCACUUUUCAACCCCACGUUAAUACGCUUCAUUUUUGAGGGGAGCCAACAUUAGCAGCGCCACUGUUAUUUCUUUUACGCCUGGGUAUCUCACGUUAUGCUUACGCGUAUCCGCAAGUGUGUCUUACAUCCUACGCUUACGUAAAGGUUAUAUACCUGGAACGAUGGGGUAUGUGAUAUAUUCACCUGGUACCGCCCCGAGGGCUACGUGUGUAAGACUGUUCCUUUUCAGAUUUUCAAUAGUAAUGCAAAAAACAAUAGCUUUCAGUUAGUGCGAACGGCCUUUCCUUCUUUUUUUAUUUUUUAGUUUCCUUUCUUCCUUUUUUUUCUCUCAAAAAAAGCGGUUUUUUUUCAAGGUGCGAGGGGCGAGAUCACUGGUUUCACCGCUCCAGCGUUUCAGACGGACGCAACAAUACGGCUUGCAAUCUUCUUUAAAGAUUUGCUCAGAAAUAUAAGCGAAAUUUAUCUCCAAGGCAGACUCACAGCUAAAGCGCAGACGGUAUGCUUAGAGCUAGGCCUCCUUUUCUCCAUUUCAAAAUCCCCCCUCCCCCCUGCCAGAGUCAUUAGGGGCGCUUAUACGGGCGCGGUUCAGUCGUACUUGACAUUUUUUUUUUUCUGGCUUGACAUAAGCCUAUAUUUUUCCCAAACGUUGCUCAGAAAUGCAAAACUUGCUCGAGGUUUCCAGAAGUACAGAAAGCUUUGCUUUUAGCACCAGAGGUGCUCUAAAAUUAUGCAGGUUUUCUAGCCCCGACCUGUCCAGUCUGCGUUUCUUCGCCCCACCCCGAAACGGGCUGCUGCCUCUUAGGGGUGGGGGGAAGGGACGAAUGACAUUUCAGACUACGAAUCAGCGCUUUUUUCCCCUCAAUGUCAUUUUUCUAAGGAUACAAGUAAGGAAUUCAUAUGCGUAUUUCAAAAUGUGUAAGCAGGCGUUUAUGGAAAGUAAGGGACUAUAAGGGCCCACCACUUCAUAGUCUCUUGUGGAAAAUAUUUUUUUUAGUCUUACGUUUUCAUAAUCGCUCUAGCGGAUAAGUCAGUGAAACUGAGGAUUUUGAUUAUUUACAUGUUUUGCUUUUAUAGUCACAGAAGGCGCCGCGUGAGCGUCUUUUUCGGAAUGGUAUCUGUCUUCGCGGUAUAACCUGGGUCUGAAAGUUCUUUGUCACGCAAUCUCGUUUCGCUGAAGGCAGUAAAGGAUUCGGGUCGUUGUCAAAUAAUGCGAGGUAGGUCAAAACGUUUUCCUUUUUUAUAGCUAUAACGGUUUGGUUCAUGAGAAAUGAGAGCAUUUUAACGAAUAGCUACCGACACUAAAGCGGUUUGUACAUAUGUGAUAACUGUUACAAAUACGGCAAAAGUAAACAAAUACGCACGUAGGGGAAGUGUUGUAGUCAAGAAGUUCAUAGCACACUUUCGUACAAUAAAAUUGCUUUUCCUUUUGAAAAUUUAUCACUGUGAAAUCUGAAAUCGUUUUUGGUGUUUAAACUGGCGGAAAAGGGUCGAAUUUGCGCCAGAGUUGCAAGUGCUGUCGAAGUUCUCCCUUGUGUUCAUCAAUACACCUACAAGUUCAGAGGUCGUAAAUCACGCUAGUACCGUAAAUGUUUUCAGUUGUAAAAACUCGCAGUUUCAAUUGCCCCAGAAUUUUAUUUCACAGAUUGAUAGGGGAAAUAUUGCUCUUUCUCUGGAAUACCAUUUUUCGAAUGAAAGCCAUGUACCAGGAAGGGAUUUUCGCCGUUGAAAAAUGGCAAAAUUGAUGGUGGCGAUAAUGCUGAUUUAGAGGGUAAUUUUGAAAAAAUAUUAAAAAAUCAGAUUGAAAUCUUUUGAAAUUGUAACAACGUUUAGGUAGAAAGGAAGGAUCAUAAGAUUGUUUAAUAUAAGAGAAGUCAUGGUAUUAGUUUCCGUUUCCAUUCACGAAGCCAGGGUAUCAAGCACAUUUUUCAUUGGUUUGAAGGCCUCUCGAAGGUGAAAAUUAAAAAAAAUUAUUAUUUUGGAAAAUAUCAAGUCAAACGAACUGAGUCUUGUAUUUUCUAAAAUAGUUUCCAAAGGGCUUUGUUGUGAUAAAGUUUGGGGGAUUUCGAUUUUUCCAUCUUGCACACCUAUCCGUGGUAUUUACAGAAAGUCGCUCUUAAGAUCUUUGCAUAUUAUAGAAACUGAACGCUGAUUAGGGUUAUGUAAAAAAAAAAAAAAGAUGGCAAGUGCUGAAGGCUUGAAUUUGACAUUUGUUUUCUUCAACGCUUUCUUUUCUUUCACCGCCAUCGUAUUAAACAUCAUAACCAUGCAAGCGCUCAGAAAAACGUCGUCGUUGCCUAAGACUUUAAAAACAUUGCUACUAAGCUUGGCUGUGUCUGAUCUGGGUGUAGGCUUACUUGUCCAUCCACUGUAUGUUGCAACUCUUGUGAUAGAAAAAAACAGUACUGCUUAUUCUACAGUAGAGUUAGCGCGUUCAAUCCAGGCAAGAAUAUUGGUCUUUGCUUCGAAUUUUGGUGUUUUUGCAAUAGCUGUGGACAGAUUCUUGGCCAUUCAUCUUCAUCUCAGAUAUCAGGAGCUUGUGACUCACAAACGUGUUGUUGCUGUUGUGAUCUCAGUCUGGGUGUUUAGUGCAUCAAUUUCCUAUCCAAGUCAUCCUAUUAUGCGAGCCGUCAUUGUAGUUGUUUGUGUCACAACUACAGGAUUGCUUUAUUGCAAGAUAUACGCUUCCGUCAGACACCACAUAAAUCAGAUUCACGCUCUGCAAGUGCAACAGGCGACACAGAAUGAAGAUAUGACAAAUGCCGCAAGGCUGAAAAAAUCUUCGCUGGCUACAUUCUACGUUUAUUUCGUGUACUUAGUUUGCUAUUUGCCACUUUCUUGUUAUCUUUUUGCUAAGACCGUCAACGGUGAAACUCCCUUGUUAUCUCAUUUAUUGUAUUUCACAAGGACACUUGUGUUUCUCAAUUCAUCCCUCAAUCCCUUGAUCUACUGCUGGAAGAUGAGACACAUUCGACAAACUGUUAUGGAUAUACUUCGAAAUAUUUUCGCGAUUUGUCCCCGCUAAAGAAAGGAUCUAACUGAGAAUAACUUUAUCGGCUUUUUUCUCUCUGAGUGGUGAAAAAAUUAGCUUUCCAGCAAUACUAUUGGAAAAAUGACACUAAAUAUAAAAGGGAACUGAAACCUUCUUGAGGGGGGCAUUGGGAUUUUCGGUUUUGCGGUUUUGGCUAUUUUUUAGAUCGGUUUUUCGGUUUUUGUUGCAAAAGACUUCGGUUUUUCGGUUUUGGUGGUCAUUGCGGUUUGCGGAUUUUUCGUUUUUUAGCAUCUGGUUUUCAGUUUUCGUGAAAAAUACUAGCGGUUUUUCGGUUUUGGUACCCGAUGUGGUUUUUGGUUUUUGGAAGGGCAGUGAGGUGCAAUAAUCGACUGCUUUUUUGAGUAUCUGUUUAUUACCACAUUAAACCUUAGAGCAAGUUCCUGCUGCCAUGUAAAACUGAAAAGGAACUAAUUGUACCGGUUAGCUUCCUCAGUGUCGACUCAGCUCAGUGCAAUCGCAUGUUAGACAAUCGAGUCUCCAAACUUUCAGGUGUUAGUUAUCAAAUGGAAAUGUUCGAUUAGAGAUUUUCGAUUAAAGUUUCCAGGGCUAUAGCUUUUUACGACUGCAAAAUUGCAAUUCUAAAGAGGACUUGUGUGCAAAUUCUCCUAAGUUAACUAGGCUCCAUAACUAGCGGCUUUUCGGAAAUUGAGCCGCAAAGUCUGGGCUCGAGAGAGCGGCAGAAACAAAGCCUAUGAUUAAGCAGACACAAAAAGAUACGAAGGCUUCAGACAAAGUCCAUGACAUUCACAAAUACUUUGGUGAAAUUAGUGUUAGUUUAGUUUUCUCUGUAUGCCCCACUUGUCACCACUGUAUCGGUUUUUGACGGUUUUGUAUGCGGUUUUCGGUUUUGGCCGAAUUUUUUUGCGGUUUUGCGGUUUUGGAUGAUUUUUUUCUUCGGUUUUGCGGUUUCUAAUAUACCCCAAUGCCCCCCUCCUUCUUGUACUCUCUGUUUGAAGGCCAAGGUAUAAAUAUAUGAUCGAGUGAGUACUGUAUGAGAUUUCAGUUUGCUUUGAAAUAAUUAACAAAUAACGGGAAACUUUGAAAGUAUUAUUUAUCAAAGUCAGAAAGAGGGCAAGUGAAAAAGAAAAAGCUGGGUGGUUUAGGACGAAUGACGAGUGACGUGAUAAAUAGAGGGCCGAGUUUCCAAAUUUUCAUGGGCAAAAAGUUCUGUGUACAGUAAAGUGUCUUAAAAAGUUUACUAGAUUUUGUUAACCAUAGUGCAUGUAAUAAAGAAAACUAACUAAAGAGGAGAGAGAUCAAAACUCUGUCAAUAAAUCUUCCAUACUGAAUGUGCCAAGAGUGGCGAAACGAUUUACCGAUAUGACAACAACAACAACAUAUAAUAAUAAUUAUUAUUAUUACAAUAAAAAUAAUAGGAAUAAUGCUAAUAAGAAUAAUAAUGAUAAGGAGAACAACACAGCCUAUACUAUUUGUUGAGAGAGAAGAAAACUAGUAGUUUAUACUGUUGAGAAUAUGUAUUACAAUACUUGUAAUUGGUUCACAUCAAUAAAGUUCACGUGAAAAAGUUAAAAUGUUUUGAAGAAUGGUAAAAAUAUACCAUUUAAUCAGGGUUUUUUUUUAAUUUGUCGAGUCCAGAAAUUACUGAAUAAGAUCACAACAUUUGAAAGUUUCAGACUGGGGGAGAAAGAGCUCUCCUCACAGCGCAACCGAUUGGAACAAAUGAUCGAUAGCUAAAUGACAUCAUAAUACUAAAAUACCAUAUUACGGAACCAGAAAGCAGUCAUAAUAUGGCUCCAGUAUCAAGCAAAGAGCUUCUUGCUCUCAUAGAUUAAAAACUUAAAACCAUAAUGUUUGACGAAACAAUUAAGUAUAAGGCCCAGGGUUGAACCUAAGUACACAGUUUCCUCAUGUCCCUGUUCAACGUCUUGCAAGCAACUCUCGGUACGUUGGUUUACAAUAAAGUUGAAACCUUGUACGAGACCGUACUUAAUAGGGCCAUUUAUACAAGGAAAAGUAAGACGCGUCUUGCAUAGGACGCGUCUUAAAUAAGACGCGAACUUUCCGUAUAAACGGCACAUUUCAUCUAAAAUAAGACGCGUCUUAGCUAAGACGCGUCUUAUUUUAGAACAGCCCGUAACACCAGUUCUUAGAUAAGACGCGUCUUUAUAGCUAAGACGAGAAAAACUUCGUAUAAAUGACCUUCGCGUCUUAAAUAAGACGCGAACGCAUAGUACGCAUGCGUUGAUUUUUGGCGCGCUACGUUGGAUUGGAGUUGCUAAGGGCAACAUUCACAUGAAAACGAGUCAAGAACAGAAAUAAGACGCGAACCAUUUAUACGAGCUGUUCUCGUCUUAGAUAAGACAUGCUCGUAUAAAUGGUACAGUUCGCGUCUUAUUCAAGACGCGUCUUAUUUUUCCUCGUAUAAAUGGCCCUAAUGUUUCUAUAGGCAUUUAGAAAGAGCGAGUCCAAAAAGUAAUUAUUGUAACAAACGAUGUAUAACAGAAGAAAAGUAACAACGUGAAAAUGAAAAAAACAAAUGACAAAAAUCGUAUAUUUUCCACUAUUCUUAAACUAACAUGUGUUCUCUCCGACACGUUAAUUUUCCUGUUCGGUGGUUACGAGAGCUCUUUCAUAAUCAUGAAAGUUCUUCCACAAUUUCUGUUUCAAGGGAGGGAGGGAAGAAAGGUAUGCUCUUGUCAUUUAGCAACUUUUAACCUCAAAGAAAAAUACAAUACAUGCACACUUCAUACACACUGAAGUUUUUUUUUUUAUUUUGGCCUACAAUGUAACUUCUAGGUUCAACACCCUAGCAAGUAGCGUUUUUUUAAUGGGUAAUAAAUUUUCUAUCUAGACUCCUCCCUGUGACUCGUCAUAGAUCGUUGUUUAUCAAAAGGUCUGCCCCAUAUUUUUUGUUUGGGUCCAGUAAAUACAUUGGAUUGGUCUCCAACUUGAAAGUCGAUUUUUCCUAUAAACCAUCGUUUAACUCUUUCUUUGUGUAUGACUUUGUAUUAGCGAUUGAUUGCAACCAGCUGCUGUUAAUAGAGCAUUUUUUCGUUUUUUUAUAGUUUUUACUUGAGUUCAGCAAACAAGAAAAAAAAACAAAAAACCUUAUUGAGUUAUCUCCAAAAUUGAACAUUACAGUUGGACAGAUUGUGAAAACUAAAGUCCGGGUAAAUUUAAAACAUAAUAAAAUCAUUUUUAAUCAUUUUUUAUCUUGUAUAGUAAUACUACUUUGCAAUGACGAAUAAGUAUGCCAAAAAAAUAUAAUGCACUGCCCUUGAAAAACUAACAAAGAGGUUGCAAGAACACAAAUAAGUAGCCCAGCAAAUAUUUUUGUUUGACGAUAACAACUUUUUGUAAUGAAAUGGUCACUGAAAACUACCCAUGCAAGACAUACUAAGGAACUUAAAAGAAACUAAACAUUCACAAGUCUUACAUUGAAACAAGACAUUGCUAUAUAUAUAUCUUACAGAAACAACAUAAAACAUUUAUAUAACAUACAAAUUCAAAAGAAUAUUGCAAACAAGAAAAUUAUACAUAAUUAUGCACAAAUGAAAUGCAAAUGGCCUGUAACAGCCAUUAAACCAUUGAAAAACAAACUUUUUAGUGUGACCAACAACCCUAGCACACUUGUAUACUUCAUGUCCAGUAUGAUUUAAUUUCAUUCUUGGUUAAAUUAAUUAACUGCAGCCAGGCUUAAAGGGAACCUCCACUCUUACUACAGAAUAAGUUUAAAUCGAUUAAAAUUAUGUUGAUAAACAAAUUUGUUCGAAAUUUGUCCUUAAAAAAAAGUGUUUAUAUCAGGAAAAGUGAAUUUUAAAAUCGCUUAUUUUCACUUUCAAAUUUCGCGGGCGCCGCCAUCUUGAAUAAUUGUGACGUGUUACAGUUGCUCUAUAGUUCUGACACAAAGAGCUUUUUUUUAAUAACAAUAGGGCAACCGUAACACUUCACAAUUAUUCAAGAUGGCGACACCCGCAAAAUUUGAAAACAAAAAUAGGCGAAUCUAAAAGUUAUUUCUUUCGGAUACAAACGCUUUCUUUAGAAAUAUUUUAGAUUGACUUGACAGUAACAGUUAUUUCCUGUGAUUUAAAGUUAUCUUUUUGUUGAAGUGGAGGUUCCCUUUAAUCAAACUUGAUGCAAAAUUGCUUUCCUGUUUCCUUGCCUACAAUAUAUAAUAUUAAGAGGGAGAAUAUAACGCUAGAAAUAUUAUACAGUAGUACAAUCAAAAGAUAAGGCACCUCCAGGAAAUCGAGUUGGUCCCUACUAUUCUUCAGUCAUUUUCUUUUACUCUCUAUAACAGUUACACCUGUCCAUUAAUACAGACAUUUUGUGCCAGUCCCAACAGUUUCCAUCUGAGAACUGACUGUAGUUUGUGCAACACCACACUUAAGCCUCUGACAACAAAAAUACAAUGUUGCACAGCAGUCUUAAUUUACUCUACUUGCAAUCAAAUUAAGACCUCUUCAUGUUCUUCUUCAUAUUCACGGUAUUAUGAACUCGUUUAUCUUUCAGUGUGUGUUCUGACUAGUAGUCUUUUCAGGCGGGCACUCAUUGUUGUCCUCCAAAAAAUCAUUAUAAUAACAAAUAAACACAUUAUAUGAUUUAAUUUUACAGACGAAUCGUUGUGGGGAUUUGAAAGCAAAUUUCUCCAUAGGUUUCUUUCUGUUUCUGUGCAAUACAACCUUUAGAUUUAUACCGCAGUGGAGCAGAAUUUGUGGUUCAUGUACAGACUGUCACACGAGAUCAUUCGAAUGCAAUUUUCUAGUAGAACUUUAAAAAUAGUCAGAACCUUCUUGGAUCGCGGUUCUGUAAUUAAAAAAAAUUAUUUACCAUCUUAGUGUAUCUAAAAAAAAGAAAAACCGCUAAAUUGGGCAACUGAAAUCUUUUAUUUUACUAACACUGAGGCUAAACGUCAACUUACAAAACAAAAACCUUGCCAUCGCCAUUAUGAAGUCGUCACUUCAGAAGUAAAAGAACCUUAAAGGUUCAUAAAAGUUCACUCUAAAAAGUUGCAUGCACAAACAAAAGUUAUAAAACCAUUUUUUGUAGCCGUUUAUUAUCAUUUGGUUUUGACUGGCAGGAUAGAACGUGACAUGUUCAACGAUUCGAUGGGCCAUUUUGACACUACAUAAACAUAAAAGGCGAGGAAACACCUUAACUUAUAAGACUUACUGUAAAAUAUCACCUAACUAGUUUCUGUAUAUCGCAUAAAAAUACGCCAAAUAUCAAAUCUAAUUAUAGAUUGCAGCGAUCUAAAGAUAUAAAGCAAAAACUCCGAACCUACCUCCAGCUCGGCGCCAUUUUUCUUGCCCCGACAGCGGUAACACUUGACAGCGGUCGAGAUACAUGAAGUACCUACCAAAGGCCAACUAGUUCCAGUCCUACUCCGCAUCAUAGCUGCAUGAACACAAACCAGAUUCGCGCUCUGCAAGUACCUGAACAAGUAGCUCAGAAUGGAGACAUGGCAAAUGCCGCAAGGCUGAGAAAAACUGCUGUUGCUACAUUUCACAUGUAUAUCUUGUUUUUAAUUUUUCAUAUUUAUAGUUCGUUCAAAAAAUAUAUAAACUCGUGUAAUGCGAAGCUGCGAAGGCAACGCCGAAGAACGGUAAAAAACAACAAUAGGUCUAAUUAGCAAAAAAGCAACUUUGCACGUGCAGCACACUUUUUUGUACAUUUCUUUGCCGUUGUGUUGCACGACUACAACGUGAAACUUCCACAAACUUCUUAGUUACACGCUUUAUGGGGGAAAUGUCGUACGUGUUCUCGCUCGCUUUUUUUUCGCUGCCGCUCAUUUUCACAUUGCAUUGGUGGCCGCUAGCAUUUCUCAUUUUCUCACCGCAGCUACAAAAUUGUCAUGUUGUUCUUGUAACAAAAAACUGUCUCCUUUUUUGUUUAUCUCUCGCUCUAGAUCUCUGUCGCCCUUUUUCUCGUUGAGCUUCGCUGGUGUGCCGCCUAGUUUCUCUUUUUUUUCUGUCUUUCACUUCCUCUAUUUUCCAAUUUUUUGGGAAUGACAGUUCAAUUAAUCUAAGCUUUUAAGCUUAGAUUUAUUGUCAUGUCCAAAAAUUUGGAGAAGUAUUACAAUACUUCAGACAACACGGAUACAGAAACAAUUUCUGCUUUCCGUUUUCGUCUUUAUUGACUCUUUAGUUGUCUCUGCUUUACAACACUUGAGUGGCUAUGCGAUUUUCCGCCCAAAUAACCUCGAGUUCCAUUUGGGUUGCCAUACCUGUUGAUUGACUUAUUUUACAUUGGUAUGCCUGUGGUGCGGACAGACGGUCAGUUGCUCGGUCGGGCUGUGUACGGUCACUUGAUUACCCAAUUUUUUAGGAUGGGUAGAUGUUACGAAUGCGUUACUUCGUAUUGCGUUACUAAGGUGCAUGCGCACCAGCUUAAGGGGCGAGGCCCUAUGAUUGUGUAAUCGUUUGUAAUCCUGCUUUGUGCUCUAUGCCUAUAUCGUGAUCGGUUAUGUGAACGUUUAUAAGGUCCAAUCAUUUUAAUCGGGAAAAGAGGUAUGAUUCUUCGUUUAAUAUAUAUUUUUUGCUUUUAUUGUUGCAUGAAUCACGGAUAAAUCAGUCUUUAUUUACCUACCGAACUAGUCGAUUAUCGUAUUUGCUUUGUAUCAUGUUAUCGCCGAGUUAUUUAAGACAUUGUGUUCAAGUCUCUUAGCUAGACUCGCGAUAAUUUCAUUGUUGUUUCUGUUACAGUUUUUACGUGCCUAAACGAUAAAUAAAUUUGUGAAGUAUCACCGAUCGCUAUCUAUGGUUUUGGCCAAUACCUUUUAACGCAACUUGAUGACCAGUACGCUACAGUAGAUUUACUUAGCUAUGGAGCUCCGCUACGAACAGAGUUAAUUUACACGUUCAGGGAUGGUUUAAACUUUGGAGGAGGUAUCCUUAAUAUACAGGUAGCUAAAACUGCAUUAAUACAGGUUUCAAUGUAUUUCUCUGAUGCACAGAUAACCAAAUUUUCUUACCCACGGUGCACCGCUGCGCGCGAGAGAGCUUGGUCAAAAAUGUUUGUGGUGAACCAAGACGUUCAAAACGCCAAAAUAGAUUUAUGCCACGCGGCAGCCGUUUUGUCUCAGGAGAUUUAAAAAGCUUUGUUUAUGCACAGCAAGCCUCGUAGAGAGAAACAAAAUGACCGCCGUGGGACAAAGGUCCAUUGCCUAAUUCCUUUUUUUCGCGUAUCGUCUGUCUGGCCUGGGGGUUAAUUAGUCCCUCUAAUUGUAAUGACCAAUGCGGGGAGGCUCAGCCCGAAAAGGGUACCUUAUUCACGCCUCAGGUAUAUGAAAGGGUAGGGAUUUCACCAGUUGAAGUAAAUGAAACUGUAGGUAGAUUUGUCAUUUCGGUCCGUAACAAGGCCAACACAACUGAAAGAUGCAUUAUGUCUGUGAGAGAGUCGGCGCGAGAAAACUUUCUGGCUUUCAGAUUUGUUCACAUGAAAAGACAGUCCAUUUACAGCAGUUCGAAGGGAUACAAAGUUCUAAACAAGGUAUGUGGAAGGGGUACCAUUUAUCAAUAGAAGGCAGACGAAAGGGGUACUGUUGAAGUGACAAAUGAAAUAAUUGAUUACAAAUGUAGUAAAAAUUGGCCACAAAUGUAAUAGAAACCUAAAAUGCUAUCAAAACCGUAUAUUACUCGAAAGAGUACCGCUUUAAAUUAAAGUCGAACACAAAUAAGUUCCGCGGCACCCUUUCGAAAAACACAACUCUGUUGCCGUGAUUUAAUCCAAAGAGCGCAGCCCUCAAAUAACUUUCGCAACUUAAAGUCGAAAAACAAUAAGCGCCGUGGCGCUCUUUUCCAGUAAACAGAAUUUAAUACACUCUUCUUGCGCCCGCUCGCUCGCUGUCCGGACGAGAAACAUUGUUUUACUUGGCCUGACCGUAUCAGCAAAUCGGGACUAGUGUGCGAGAAUUUGCAUCAUUUAUUGGGAGUGUCACGUGGGCAAACUAAAAGCAAGGGGUAACUCCUGAUCUGCCUUCCCCGCGUACGCAUGGGAGAACUGCCUUGCGGUUCUCAGCCAGCAGCUCCCAAGAUUGGCUCAAUGACCAAAAUAGUGUUUCCUCAAGAUCAACACGGAUACAAACUGGAAAAUAUGAAAUCUGCGGCGUUCCCACAUGCACAUGUUACAGUUACAAAUCUUAAAACUAAAAGACUGGUAUAUAACAACUAAAUAUUACAGAUUGGACCAUAAUGAUUACAUUAGAUUAAAACAGAAAAGAAUAACACAGCAGUUCACACAAUAGCAUUAGACCUGUUAAUUUUUCGAAAUCAUACCUUCAACUGAUUCUAGCCUUAAAUUCAUCCAGAGCUAAAUCUUUAGGUGCUAACUUAUUCAUGUACAAGUAAUUUUUAGCAAGCAGAAGAGAAAAUCGAGCCUUUUGGCAAUUUCCAAUCAUUUCUAUCUUUUGAAAGCUGAAAAUACUAGUGUCUUUUGACGCGAUUUCUCAAACCCCGAACUUUGAGUGACAAGAUGAGACGUUUACCUUGUACCGUUACUGUAAGAUAAGGUGAUAGGGAAAAAACACUAAAAGAGAAUCUGUCAAUUAACUGGCCGAUAAUCAGGAGAAUAGCUACCAAGAUGAUAUAAGUACAACUAAGUGCCGGAUACAGACGUUGAUCAUGAAAUAAGGGGUCGGGGGGGGGGGGGGAAGGGUGGUCAUCCAGACCCUUAGAUAAGGGGGGGGGCAGUCUUCAAAAAAAGUUUUUUUUUUUUUUUUUUCAGUCUGUUCUAAAAAUAAGACAAGAGGAUAUCCGGAGGCCGGGCCCCCUGGGCCCGUUCCCUGGAUCCAAUGCUGCAACUUCAGGCAAACAAAUUUCACGGAUUUUUCAAAGACAAAUUAAAUUACAGCUUUUAAGGACUGAGAUUUAUUUUAAAAAUCGGCAUUCUUUAACCCCCUUUGAUCACUCUGGCGGGCUAAAACCCUAGCCUUUACAAUUAAUUUUUACCCCCAUACUACUUUCCGCAACAAGACUGACUAGGUGUGACUUGCAGUUGCAUCUGAGAUAAAGAAAUAGCAUUUGAAAUAGAGAAACAGAAAUAAAAUAUUGUUCAUGUACAAAAAUGUUUUUACGUUAUACCCGUGAGUUUUAGAGGUUCUUGUACACCAAGGGUAAGCCAAAUUCUCCUCGGUAAAAUAAUCCGAGUAAUUUUACAGAAAAAGGAAGGUGCAUACAAGAGUGUGAAUUUCAAAGACUUUUCAAGACCUAAUAAAGACAUCAAGUAUUUUUUAAGGAACUAAACCGAAUUCAAAGACUCAGAAUUUCAAGACGACUAGUAAAAUUCAAGACCUUUUCAAGAUUGAACGGACCAUGUAUAACAGAAACAGAAAGCAACGCUAAACGGCGACGGCGACGAAAACGACAAAAAAAUAGUAAAUAGGUCCAAUAGAGAGGAGAAGUGUGACGUCACGUUGCCAUGGUAGCAAAAAUUCUGGAUGACAGCAAUGAAGUGCUUAAGCACAGGGAGCCCGAACGCUGUAUUAGGUAAUAGAAAAACAUUAGAUGUAUUUACGCUGUAUUAGCUAAUAAAAUAACAAGAGGCAAUUUCCUUUGUUCCGAUCAGAGACGGUUAACAUUGCUGGUUAUCAAAUGCGUUUGCUUGUCUGGCGCGUCGUAAAUAGACGCUCAAGUUUCGUCUCACGUUUCUAAUAUUGUUAACUAUUAACUUUCCUCUAACGGCCACGAGAGAGUCUCUUUUCUCUUCUCGUGACCGUUAAAUUGAAACCCCAGAUCAUCUCCCAAGGAGAUCGAGAGUUAAUAGUUAACAUGACAAUGUUAGAAACGUGAGACGAAACUUGAGCGUCUUAUUUACGACGCGCCAGACAAGCAAACGCAUUUGAUAACCAGGAAUGUUAACCGUCUCUGAUCGGAUUCAAAUCCCUUCCAAAACGACUUAUAACGACACAGGAACAAAGGAAGGGCUCCCUGUGGCUUAAGCAAGGACGACGGCGAAAAUAACGAGAACGGCAAAAAGCGAUAGGUUUAGCAAAACAUACAGCAACUUUGCACGUGCAUCACGCUUUUUUCUAGCUACAUUUCUUAGCCGUCGUUACACGACUGCGCUUCCUAAUUUCACGCUCCCGCUCUAUGGAGCUGGUCAACACAGCACAAAAAUGUUCUUUUUCUUUUUCUAAACUCGGAUACAGUCCUUUCAGAGAAUUUUGUCAACAUUUAACACAUUAAAUGAGACUGAAUAUGUUCGAUGAAAUUUGAAACAGUGCGAAUUUACUUAGUUAAGUGACGUUUUUGGUUUGUUGUCUGAUCCAAAAACUUUGCUACUGUAGCAACGUGGCAUAAAGACUUCUCCUCUCUAUUAGCAAAAACAACAACAACAACAACAACCUUGCACUUGCGCAGCACACUUUUUUGUACAUUUCUUUCGGCUGACCUUGUUUUGCACAACUACAAUGUGAAACUUCCUAACUCAUUUAUGUUGGAAAAUGUCGUAUGUGCUCACCAAUGUUUUGUCAUGUUCCUGUUCACUUUUUUUUCUACACUGCCGCUCAUUUUCACCUUGUUGGCCGCUUUUUCUAAUUUUCUCACAGCCAAUUUCCAUGUUUUUCGAAAUUUGUCUUUUGUUUUUGUCUAACGCUUUAGCUCUGUUGUCGACGUCAUUAAAGAUUUUAAAAUUUAGUCGCACUUGUCUUUGGGCGCGAUCCAUUCAACCAAACUUUCCGGAAAUUUCGGUCCAAAACUCAAUGGAUCGGUUCGGUCCAACCGGAAAAGUUUCGAAAAAACGGGUCCACCUUUUGAGGUGGUCCUCUUUUCCCGGUCGGACCGGUUGGAAUUUUGGUUGAAUGGAUCGCGCCCUUGGUUGUUGGUUUUUCUCUCUUCUAAGUCCGGAUGGACUUUCUCUCUCUAAAAAGUCGGGGUGGACUCUAGGUUUCCCGCCAAAAAACCCGUGUUGCAUUUGCCAUACCUGUUGAUUGAGUUAUUUUACAUUAAUAUGCCUGUGGUGCGGAAGGGCGUGCGUACGCUCACGUGAUUAUUUAUGCACAGUGAACCAAAAUUCUUACCCAUGGUGCACCGUUGCGCGGGCGAGCUUCGCCAAUAAUGUUUGUGGUGAACCAAGACGUCAAAAACGCCAAAAUAGACCUUUGUCACGCGGCAGCCAUUUUGUCUCAGGAGAUUUAAAAAACUUUGUUUAUGCACAGCUAGCCUUGUAGAACCUUAACCUUCUAUUGGGGCAUGAAGAUUUUCAGAGAUUUCAAGGAAAUUUUUUGCCUGAUCUGAAUUUGUCUGCAAGAAAAAUAUUAAACUUUGUAGCGACUAUCCGCUGAGCAAAACUUACGGAAUAACAGCUUUCAACCUUAAACAUUGGUUCAAUGAACAUAAUUUAAUAUCUAUUGCGAGCGUAAAGUCACGGCAUUGCUCAAGCACUUUGCAACGGCAAAAGAUGUUUAAGUCUUCAGCCUCGCCGACGCCUAUUUCCCUUUCGUAAACGAUCGUUGCCAUUUAUAACACACGAUACCACCAUGUUGCUUGGUAACCAAGCCUUUAGUCAUGAUGUAAUAUGCUCCCUGGAUUAACUUGCAACAAGAACGCCACGCAUAGUCUCGCUUGCUUGGAGAUUAGAUAAGAGAUAAGGAGGCGUUUAAUUCUACACGAAGCAGGAUUUCUUUGCAAAAAGGUUUCACUUCCCACUUUAUCGACGGUCGAGUAUUCUUCAGAGUAUUUAAUGAAUUUUUUCUUCAGAAUAUACGCGUGUACAAAUACAAAUCAUUGCUAGAAAGUAAAAACGUGAUGAACAUGGCGCAUCAUUUUAAUCAUCGCCAAAAAUAAACCGCAUGCUCAUCACAAGACUCAUUUUCAUACAAUGAAAGUUUACAACGCCCGACCAGUUUAUAGCCUCACCAUCGACGGUUUCACUGAAGCAUUCACUUGUUCAAAAGUAAUCAACGAUUUCAAGCAAUAGAAUUCGUGGACCGACCGGUUCCGGGAAAGCUCAACAUCUCUGCAUGAUUCUUUCCUAAGCUUUCUUCACAAAAUAGAGCAUGGCGCUGUGACAGGUAGCAAUUCCCAUCCUCAGUUUCCAUGAUCUCUGCUAGUAACACCUGGGACCAUGAUUCCCUUUUGGCGCGCACACAAACGAGACUAACUACCUACUUUGCUGGUCUAUGUUUUAAAAGCUUAGCUAGUAAUUUUUUUUUUUCAACGGGGAACAAGUUCCUUCUCUCAUGUCAAGAGACUCGUCCUUUGUCAUAGUUACUAAAAAAACGUGCGUUUGUUUCGCUUGAGUCCAGCAAACAUGUAGGAUUGGUUUCAUACUUAAUAGUCUGCAUUUCCUCUAAACCAUUGCUUAACUCUCUUCUGUCUGACUUUCUGUUUACGAUUCACCGCAAACCAGCUGCCAUUUCUACUUUGAUAUCGCUCCAAUAGUUUCGAAUAACUCACUGCCAUUUAAUAUUUUUAGCCUAAAAUCGGCAGGAAAAGAAAUAAGAAUAUUCAGCCUGUGUGUUUUAAACUGAAGAAACUGACGCUAUAUAAUACGACUUACAUCUUAUUAGCUGCCUUAAAGUUAAUAAAGGGUACUAUAGUGUAAGUUGAUUUUUUUGUAGUCGAUUGCAGUUUAAGGCAUAUAUUACUUUUUUACACAUGGUUGCUCAUCGGAUUGCCACGUCAUGUACAAACGGGUGUUCUGAAUAUUUGCAAUUGAUGAUGAUUUAUUAAGUAGCUAGGGUACUGUAUCUUUAGGCCGCCUCAUACUCUUUAAGUCACUCUUGAACAUGUAGUUUAUCAAAAAAUGUGUUCAUGGGUCCAGCAAAUACUGCUGGAUUGGUUUGCGACGUAAAAAUUCCCUUUUCCUCUUAAGUUACCUGUCAGCUCGUUCUGUCUGAUUGUAUAUUUGCCAUUCAUAAUUGAAAACCAACUGCCUUUGUUUAUUUAAAAUUGCGUCAGUAGUUUCAUAUAACUUCCUUCCUUUUUAACUGACGAACUUCAACAUUUAUGCGACCUAUUGCGUUUCGCUUGAAAGAAAAUUAAUACUAAUUACUGUGUGAUGAUGACGUUACAUUUAAAGUUUUAAUUCCGGGUUCAGACAUGCAAAGUUUCAAUUUCAAACAAGGUGAGAGUUUGGAUAUUGUGAGCACGACUUAAUGACUUUUUUUACUACUGUCGCGGAAGACUCAACAGUACUCAGUUAAAAACCAAUUGCCAUCGGAGGAGGAAGACUGGAGAAAAUUCAGUAAGUCUCGCAAAGAGUAAUUUCCAGCGUCAGUCUCGUGAAAAAAAGAAAUAUAUGCAGAGUUCCUCAAACGUUCUACACAGCUGCUGAAACUUAAGACUGUACAUAACGCUCCAUUCAAUGGUGGAAGCUGAAGGUCAGUCUCAUUCAAAAACGGAUGAAACCUAGACAGCAAUGAAAUUUUUUGCAUAUGAUAGAAACUGAACGCAGAUUAGGGUUACGUAAAAAAAAAGAUGGCGAGUGCUGAAGGCUUGCAUUUGACACUUGUUUUCUUCAACGCUUUCUUGUCUUUCACCGCCAUCGUAUUAAACAUCAUAACCAUGCAAGCGCUCAGAAAAACGUCGUCGUUGCCUAAGACUUUAAAAACAUUGCUACUAAGCUUGGCUGUGUCUGAUCUGGGUGUAGGCUUACUUGUCCAACCACUGUAUCUUGCAAUUCUUGUGAUGGAAAUAAAACAAAACACAAACAGUGCUGCUUAUCAUACAGUAAAGAAAGCGCUUUCAAUCCAGGGAAGAACAUUGGUCUUUGCUUCGCAUUUUGGUGUUUUUGGAUUAGCUGUGGACAGAUUCUUGGCCAUUCAGCUUCAUCUCAGAUAUCAGGAGCUUGUGACUCACAAACGUGUUGUUGCUGUUGUGAUCUCAGUCUGGGUGUUUAGUGCAUCAAUUUCCAUCCUACAUGACUGGUCUGGUUUUUAUAUUAUGAAAGCGGUCAUUUUCGUUGUUUGUGUCAUAACUACAGGAUUGCUUUAUUGCAAGAUAUACGCUUCCGUGAGACACCACACAAAUCAGAUUCACGCUCUGCAAGUACAACAGGCGACACAGAAUGAAGAUAUGGCAAAUGCCGCAAGGCUGAAAAAAUCUUCACUGGCUACAUUCUACGUUUAUUUCGUGUAUUUAGUUUGCUAUUUGCCAUUGUAUUGUGUUGUUUUUGCCCAGACCAAUGGUGAAACUCCCUUGUUAUCUCAUUUAUCUUAUUUCACAAGGACUCUUGCGUAUCUCAAUUCAUCCCUCAAUCCCUUAAUCUACUGCUGGAAGAUGAGACACAUUCGACAAACUGUUAUGGAUAUACUUCAAAAUAUUUUCGCGACUGGCCCGCACUAAAGAAAGGAUCUAACAGAGAAUAACUUAAUCGGCCUUUUUCUCUCUGAGUGGUGAAAAUUUUAGCUUUCUAGAAAUACAAUUGGAAAAAUGAUACUAAAUAUAAAUGUGACCUGAAACCUCUUGUACUCUCUGUUUGAAGGCAAAGGGAUAAAUAUUUCUUGAUCGAGUGAGUUUAAGUUCAUGAGAUUUCAGUUUGCUUUGGAAUAAUAUAAUUAACAAAUAACGGGAAACUCUGAAAGUAUUAUUUAUCAAAGUCAGAAAGAGGGCAAAAAGAAAAAGCUGGGUGGUUUAGGACGAAUGAGGAGUGACGUGAUAAAUAGAGGGCCGAAUUUCCAAAUUUUCAUGGGCAAAAAGUUCUGUGUACAGUAAAGUGAAUUUAUUAGAUUGUUAAAAUGGAAUUAUGGAAAAUUAGGCGACAGGUACGCUAUUUUUCUAUUUUUUCAUUUUUUGAACAAAAUGGAAAAAAUGAAAAAAUGGUGGGAAUAAAUAUUAUUUUUUCAUUUUUCCUUUUUUCUAUUUUUUGCGAAAAACGGAAAAAAUAAAAAAAUGAGUUAAGAAUCGGAGAUUAUUUCAUUUUUCUCAUUUUCUAACAAUAUCAAGAAAAUAAAAAAUAGCAAAAUAUCGCUUUUCGUCGUUUACAGUAUUUUUUGAAUUUUUCAAGAAGCGGACUUCAAAAUUAGGAAAAUGAAAAAAUGAUCAAUUUUCCUGACCAUUUUCUUUUUUUCUAUUUUUUUCUGUACUUUUAAAUAUGUAAAUAUGAUAACGAUAAGUUAUAUUUCCUUUUUCCGUUUUUGUUGAAAAAAUAGAAAAUUAGAUUGGCCGAAGUGUGCACGGACCUACAAGUCCCUCCUCUAGCCGCUUGUAAUUAUUGUAUUUUGAAUUCAUUACAAAAUAAUUGUAAUUAAUCUCGUCUGUAAUUUCGUAAUUAUCGUAUAUCUUGCCGUAUCUUUACAUCAUUAGAAUAAUAUAUUUUGAAUUCAUUAUUGUAAUUAAUCACCCCACGGCCAUAAGGUGGCAAAUGAAAAAAUGAAAAAAAAAGAAUCCUUAUUUCAAAUCUUUUUAAAACAGUAUUCUUAUCUCGAUAUACAUACGUUAAUGAAUGAAAUGAAAGGAAUUUAAAAUUUUCUUUUGUUAAUAAACGAAAUAAAAAAAAUUUAAAGUUCUUGUUUCUUGUUUCUAUUUAUGUGCUUGUGGUUUUGUUGGCCUCUAAAACUACAUUUACAUUUGCAAGUUUUCUAUCCCUCCUCUAGCCGCUUGUAAUUAUUGUAUUUUGAAUUCAUUAUCAAAUAAUUGUAUAAUCUCUUCUGUAAUUUCGUAAUUAUUGUAUGUCUUGUAUCUUUAUAUCAUUAGAAUAAUAUAGUUACUAAUUAGUUACUAUUCUCAUUCGUAUAAAAGCCGCCGCGUGACGAUUUAAUCAACUAGAUUAGUGUGUGCUCCCCCGCGAAGCAGUCUAUUGGUCCUUUACGGUCCCCAGGGAAAUUCCCUAGGCCUUUUAUAAGCCCUAGCAAACAAAUUCACCGUCUUCUCGCAAGUCUACUCUACAACGGGCAAGCAAGUUUCCCCACCCUCCUCCCCUUCAGCGGCGCUGGCAAAUUUUCUCUAUCAGCCCACAUUAUGCCUUAUGCAAAAUUUUCACCCAUAACUUAUCCAUCAAAAGGCAUAAGGUGGCUUUUAUGCGAAUGUGAAUUAGUUACUAUCGCGUUUCGGUUUUAAUGAAAAUAUAUUCAAAUUACUGUGUGAUGAGGACUUUAUAAAUUAUGAAUUACUGGCUCUGUUUUAAUGCUCUGCUCUUGUUUUAAUUCCAAACAAGGGAAUAUUUCGGAUGCUACGAGUACAACUUUAUGUGUCAAUGAAGGGAGAAAGUAUCGUCUUGUUUAUUAAAUGCGCAUUAAAUUGCAAGCAAUGAUGAACUUUCUUUAUAUUAACCUAAAAAGCUGGAGAUAAAUAAAUAUGAUUCACGUUUUGAUAGCUGCCUCGGAUGAAUUUAAUACCACUAUCCAUUAAGUAAGUUAAUAAAGCAUAGUAUAUGGUCCUUGAUUACUUUCUUAAUAAAAUGAAAUUGAAGCAUGCUUCUCGAGUUGAUUGUAGUUUAAGGCAUAUAUUACUUUUUUGGAAUAUGAUUACUCAUUGAAUUGCCUUUUGGUGUUGGCUGGUUUCAUUAAGCUGAGACUCAGACAAUGGGCCGGUGUUUUAGACGUUCUGAUCGUUUGCAGCUGAUCAAGUCUGACACAUAUAUGACCGAAUGAUUUUUUAAGUAACUACCCACUGUAUCUUUGUUUUAAAACCCCAGCUAGUAAGUUUUUUUUAUAGGUAAUGUCUUUUUUUUCUGAACCCCCAGUCCUAAGACUCGUCGUAAGUCGUAUUUAAUUAAAACUUGGGCGUUUUUUAUAGUUUUUACUUGAGUUCAGCAAACACGUUGGAUUGGUGUCCGACCUAAUAGUCAGCUUUUAACGCCUUCCAAACUAAAAUGUGGAUUUCCAAUUUGGAAAAAUCCAGAAGAGUAUUGGCAUUUGAUACUGAAAAACUUUGUGUUUCUGAAAGGUUUUCGCUAAUUAGAAGGAGAAAAAAUAGUGUUCAGUUGUGUCCACAACUGGCGCGCACAUAAGCGAGACUAACUACCUACUGUGCUGGUCUAUGUUUUAAAAGCUUAGCUAGUAAUUUUUUUUACGGGGAACAAGUUCCUUCUUUCAUGUCAAGAGACUCGUCGUUUGUCAUAGUUACUAAAAAAACGUGCGUUUGUUUCGCUUUAGUCCAGCAAACAUGUAGGAUUGGUCUCAUACUUAAUAGUCUGCAUUUCCUCUAAACCAUUGCUUAACUCUUUUCUGUUUGACUUUGUGUUUACGAUUCACCACAAACCAGCUGCCAUUUCUACUUUGAUAUCGCGCCAAUAGUUUCGAAUAACUCACUUCCAUUUGACUGACGAACUUUAUCCUGAUACAAUUAAAGAAUUAUAAUACAAAAAUAUUUUCAGCCUAAAAUCGGCAGAAAAAACAUAAUAUUCAGCCUGUGUGUUUUAAACUGAAGAAACUGAAGCUAUAUAAUACGACUUGCAUCUUAUUAGUUGCUCUAAUUAUUAAGGAACAGAUGAUUUAUUAAGUGACUAGGGUGCUGUAUCUUUAGGCUGCCUCACACUCUUUAAGUCACCCGUGAGCAUGCAAUUCAUCAGAAAAUGUGUUCAUGGGUCCAGCAGAUACUGUUGGAUUGGUUUUCGACGUAAAAAUUCCGUUUUCCUCUCAAGUCACCUCUCAGCUCAUUCUGUCUGACUGUAUGUUUGCGAUUCAUGAUUGAAACCCAACUGCCUUUUGCUUAUUUAAUAUUGCAUCAUUAGUUUCAUAUAACUUCCUUCCUUUUUAACUGACGAACUUCAACAAUUAUACGACCUAUUGCGUUUCGCUUGAAAGAAAAUUAAUACUAAUUACUGUGUGAUGAUAACGUUACAUUUAAAGUUUGAACUCCGGGUUCAGACAUGCAAAGUUUCAAUUUCAAGCAAGAUGAGAGUUUGGAUAUUGUGAGCACGACUUAGGGACUUUUUUUACUAACUCCACAGUUCUCAGUUAAAAACCAAUUGCCAUCGGAGGAGGAAGUCUGGAGAAUAUUCAGUAAGUCUCGCAAAGAGUAAUUUCCAGCGUCAGUCUCGUGCAAAAAAGAAAAAAAUUGCAGAGUUCGUCAAAAGUAUGGCUGCUGAAACUUAAGACUGUGUAUAACGCUCCAUUCAAUGGUGGAAGCUGAAGGUCAGUCUCAUUCAAAAACGGAUGAAACCUAGACAGCAAUGAAAUUCAGAUCUUUACGUAUUAUAGAAAUUGAACGCUGAUUAGGGCUAUGUAAAAAAAAAAAAAAAGAUGGCAAGUGCUGAAGGCUUGAAUUUGACAUUUGUUUUCUUCAACGCUUUCUUGUCUUUCACCGCCAUCGUAUUAAACAUCAUUACCAUGCAAGCGCUCAGAAAAACGUCGUCGUUGCCUAAGACUUUAAAAACAUUGCUACUAAGCUUGGCUGUGUCUGAUCUGGGUGUAGGCUUACUUGUCCAUCCACUGUAUGUUGCAACUCUUGUGAUAGAAAAAAUCAGUACUGCUUAUUCUACAGUAGAGUUAGCGCGUUCAAUCCAGGCAAAAAUAUUGGUCUUUGCUUCGCAUUUUGGUGUUUUUGCAAUAGCUGUGGACAGAUUCUUGGCCAUUCAGCUUCAUCUCAGAUAUCAGGAGCUUGUGACUCACAAACGAGUUGUUGCUGUUGUGAUCUCAGUCUGGGUGUUUAGUGCAUCAAUUUCCUAUCCAAGUCAUCGUAUUAUGCGAGCGGUCAUUGUAGUUGUUUGUGUCACAACUACAGGAUUGCUUUAUUGCAAGAUAUACGCUUCCGUCAGACACCACACAAAUCAGAUUCACGCUCUGCAAGUGCAACAGGCGACUCAGAAUGAAGAUAUGACAAAUGCCGCAAGGCUGAAAAAAUCUUCACUGGCUACAUUCUACGUUUAUUUCGUGUACUUAGUUUGCUAUUUGCCACUUUCUUGUUAUCUUUUUUCUGAGACCGUCAACGGUGACACUCCCUUGUUAUCUCAUUUAUUGUAUUUCACAAGGACACUUGUGUUUCUCAAUUCAUCCCUCAAUCCCUUGAUCUACUGCUGGAAGAUGAGACACAUUCGACAAACUGUUAUGGAUAUACUUCGAAAUAUUUUCGCGAUUUGUCCCCGCUAA
Molecule: messenger RNA, 43054 nt
Organism: Porites lobata
Lineage: Eukaryota; Metazoa; Cnidaria; Anthozoa; Scleractinia; Poritidae
Source: the annotation of a GenBank genome assembly